This is a messenger RNA of Benincasa hispida (wax gourd), 2969 nucleotides long. The record is from RefSeq and is a predicted model, not a curated record. Lineage: Eukaryota; Viridiplantae; Streptophyta; Magnoliopsida; Cucurbitales; Cucurbitaceae.
CCCUCUUUACGAUUGACCCAAAAACCAGCGAUUGAAAUGAUUCACAAAACGUUUAACGACGCCAUUCUUCCCCUUUUACACAAAUCCAAAUCCCUGCAACAUCUCAAACAAAUUCAUGCCCACCUACUCAAGACCCACCUUCCCGAAAAUCCAUACGCCAUCGCACCUUUGCUCGCCGUCGCUGCAACUUCCGGCUACAAUGGCGGUUCUUUUUUCUCUUACGCUUGUGAAAUUUUCAAGAACCUGCAGCAGAGGAAUAUUUUCAUGUACAAUUCGAUGAUCAGAGGGUAUGUUCUAUCCCAGUCUCCGAAACAAGCGAUUUUGUGUUACUUAGAUUUGAUCGUUCAUAGGUUUUCCGCUAAUAACUACACUUUUCCGCCAUUGAUAAAAGCUUGCGCGUUAGUUUAUCAUGAAUUGAAGCGAAUAGGUUAUUUGGUUCAUGCCCAUGUUAUUGUACUUGGAUAUGAGAAUGAUCCUUUUGUUGUGAGUGCGCUCGUUGAAUUUUAUUCCUUGUUCGAUUUGAAAAUUGCACGUGUAUUGUUCGACAAAAGUUCUGUGAAGGAUGUAGUUGUGUGGACGGCGAUGGUUGAUGGGUAUGGAAAGAUUGGUGAUGUUGAGAAUGCUAGAGUGUUGUUUGAUGAAAUGCCUGAGAGGAAUGUAAUUUCUUGGAGCGCUAUGAUGGCUGCAUAUUCUCGAGUUAGUGACUUCAGAGAGGUGCUUUCUUUGUUUAGACAAAUGCAAGAGAAAGAUAUUAGGCCCAAUGAAUCAGUUAUUGUUAGUGUUCUUACUGCUUGUGCUCAUCUUGGUGCUAUAACACAAGGACUUUGGAUGCACUCUUACGCCAAGCGCUACGGUUUGGACUCGAACCCAAUAUUGGCUACUGCAUUGGUUGACAUGUAUUCAAAAUGUGGUUAUAUCGAAUCAGCUUUAGCAGUUUUUGAGGGCAUUUCAAAUAAAGAUGCCGGGGCUUGGAAUGCAAUGAUUUCGGGUGUUGCAAUGAAUGGGGAUGUGAUGAAAUCACUUGAAUUAUUUAAUAAAAUGAUUGUCAAUGGAACUCAAGCUACAGAAACUACAUUUGUAGUUAUCCUUGCUGCUUGUACACAUGCUAAGAUGGUUGAGAGGGGGCUUAAAUUGUUCAACCAAAUGUAUCCUGUUUACGGGGUUCAACCUCAAUUCGAGCAUCAUGCUUGUGUGGUUGAUCUUAUGGCUAGAGCAGGUAUGGUAGAGGAUGCUGAGAAAUUUGUAGAAGAAAAAAUGGGAGGCUUUGGUAAUGUGGAUGCAAAUGUGUGGGGAGCAAUACUGGGUGCUUGUAGAAAAUAUGGGAAUAUUGAAAUUGGGAACAGAAUUUGGAAAAAGCUUUCAGCUAUGGGUGUAUCAGACUGUGGUACCCAAGUUCUUUCAUACAACAUCUAUUCUGAAGCUGGAUGGGAAAUGGCGGCAAAGGAGGUAAGAAAAAAGUUCUCAGAAGCUAAAUUGAAGAAAACCCCAGGUUGUAGUGUAUUAGAGGUUGAUGGCACAGUUCAAGAGUUUCUUGCUGGCGAUCUCUCUCAUCCACAAGUGCAAGAUAUAUGUGAAAUGCUUGGUUCUCUUUCUAGAAUGGUGAAGUGGGAGACACUUGGUCGAGUAAUUUAGAAAUGGUUUUCAAACAGGAGAAGAAACUCUUUUAGAAGUUGUACAUUUCAUUUGGUUACUUCAAUACUUUUCCAUGAAUUCAGAGGCAGCGAGUUAUCUCUCGACAAGUUUAAAAAGUUAUGCUCGAGAUGGAAAAAGUCAAAUGCAUGGCCAGGCCAACAUGAGAAAGAAAGGACAAAAUCGUAGUAAUCUUGCCAAGAUCACCUAUACUUUGAGGAUAUUCUGGUGUCAUCCAUUUGCCGAAGCCAUUGAGUAACAUUCACAUCUUCUGCAGAUCAUCUUCACGCUAUAGGGAAGUAAGAGGCGCUCUCUAGUGCCUGCAAAAUCAAUGGAAGACGAAUCAUAGGUUGGUGGAGCCAAUCCUGCAAGGUGACCGCAGUCCCCAACUUGUACCUAAGUAUCUGUGAUCCUGGUGGGUAUAAAUUGGUCUGGAUGCUCAUGGCUGUCUAAGAUAAGAUCUUUUUAAAGCACUUGGGACCAGUUGGCUACUCUAUCACAGAGCACUGGGUUUCCUCCUUAUGGAUGUGGACUGAUGGAGAUUUAACAAUAUGUCACUGUCACUUGGUUAGUUCAAGGAUUAGGAGUUCUAAAAACCCAGUUGGUGGCCAAAGCUCAAGUUCCUAAUUACCAAAUAGUAAAAGGUAUCUGAAUUUCAAGCAUUUUUUUCCCAACUAUCUAUUAUUUUGAUUCUUCUAAGAUGCAAUAUAUGUAUUUUAUCUUUUUAAGCGGAUUCUUCUCUUGCUUUCUGGGAUCUGUCAAGGUCACAAUUUAUUGUAGAUAGUCUUCAAUUGAAUCACGUCUCUAAGACCUCGUUUAGUAACCAUUUGAUUUUUUGUUUUUGAAAAUUAAGUCUAUAGACAUUAUUUCUACCUCCAAAUUUCUUCUUUGGUAUCUACCUUUUACCAAUAGUUUAAAAAACUAAGCAAAAUCUUGAAAACUAAAAAAAUGGCUUUUAAAAACUUGUUUUUGUUUCUAGAAUUUGACAAUUAUACUUAAGAAAGAUGCAAAUCAUUGUAAGAAAUUGGGAGAAAAUGUGCUCAAUUUUCCAAAACCAAAAACAAAAAAUCAAAUGGUUACUAAAUGGAACUUGAGUUUUAUAAACUUCUUAUAGAUUUAUUAUUAUUACUAUGUUAUUAUUAGUUCAAUAGUGAUAGAAACGUGACAAAGUGUAUGUAGCUCAUGAGAUUGACAUGUACUUUUCUUGUAAACGGAGGUUUAAAUAUCCAUACUUUACAUGUACUAAAAAAGAUGUAAAAAUGUAAGCCUUCAAAAGAAAAAAUAGUGUACCAAUGAGUUGUGUUCAUGUUGAUAUAAAAUUCAAAUGGGUUGAAAUUUUA